AUGACCGACAAUAGAAGUUACUUGGACAAUAGUGGGUCUUUUUUUGCUAAUGUUUUGUCUAAAAAUGGUCGAAAUGAGGUUCAAGUCUAUCCAAUUAAUAAGAAGCAAGACCUGGACUCUUUAAUUAUUGAAGAACAGGUAGUCAAAAUUGAACUCACACCGGAGGAUGGAAUCACAAGUAGUUGCUGGGCUGACUUGAGCAAUAAACAACUCAGAAAGAGGAGACGGAGCGACCAAAGUGUGACAGAGAAAAGUGAUCAUACACCUACCCUAAUAGCUGCAACAACGAAUAAAGAGCUCUUAAUAAUCACGCCGACGAAUGGAAAAGUGAUUGAUCGCAUACCUAUAAGCCGUACUCUUGUUUUCAUUACUAGCUCACUAAAAAAUGGUGUGAUUUGGGGUAUCGAUGAUGAGUCCAAGAUAGUUGAAAUCUUCGUGAACGAAGGUAAAGUGAAGGCAAAAGAUUUUAUACCGCAAGAAUCAUAUAAGUUUCUUGCUCCCAUAAGCAAUGAAAGCAUGCCCAAUAGUAAGAAUCAGUAUUUGCUAUUGGUAUCGGAUUAUGAAGUGUAUUUGUAUGAUACUUCCAAGUCGUCAAAGAAAUCAGUUGUGCCAAUAUUAGAAUCUACUAGUAAGUUUAAAGUGUUGGACGUAAAUCCAAACUCAAGCAUUGUAUACUUGGCAACUGAGGAUGAGUUGCUUGCCUAUGAUGUGUCCAAAUCAGUUGUGGUCAAGAAAUUACCUAUCUCGAAUGUGCAUAAAAUAUCAUUUAUAUCAGAAAAUACAGUGAUAGCGUUGAAUGAAGAUGGAAUUCAAAUUAUCAACGAUGAUUUACUUUCAUCUACAAUUAAAACAAAUUUCCAUGAUUCGGAGGAUAAAAUUCGAUUCUUCGAUGCAUUUAAGUCAUCCGAUGAUUUCUUAACUGGGAUUUGGUAUGAUGUAAACGAACCAAACUUCACUAGGAUUAGCUGGUCUCCUUCUACUCGUGGUGUGAUAAAAGUUCCUAUAGACUACAAGGAGAAGGUCACCAAUGCGUCUAAUGUACGCACAGAUACAUUGUCAAUUGAAGAACCUACCAAAAUAGAGAACAUUGAAUCAAGAGAACUAUUUUCUCGCUUGGAGGAUUUAUUAACGCAAGAGCCUAUCGGCAAACCAGGCAUAAUAGAACUUUGUUCAACUAACGACGAGGAGGUUAAUAUAAAAGAAGUCGUUAAAUUGUUGGUUGGGCUGGAGCAACUUAUCAAAGAACUUUUUGGUAUUAUCAGCGACGAAGUUGCAUCUGAUCCUUCUAAAAAUAAGGUACUAGCAUUGUGGCUUAAAUGGAUAUUACUAAUUCAUGGUGGUUUCCUUGCAAGAUUGCCAGAUGGGGAUGAAACUCUUAGAAAGCUAAGAGGAGGGCUCCACGAGGGAUUAAAAUUAAUGCCACGCUUGUUAUCUUUACAAGGGAGACUUCAACUUUUGAAGUCACAGGCUGAGCUAAGAGAUGGACUCGAGAAUCAUACUUUACUGUCUCCUCGUAUCAAAACAAUUAAUCACGAAGAUAUUCCAUUUGUCAACGGAGAAAAUGAUGACUUUGAGGACGCUGAAGAGUACUUCGAAAAUAAUGGAGUAGCAUAUGACGAGGACCUGGAUUUAGAAUGA
Priceomyces carsonii is the source of this 1638-nucleotide messenger RNA. RefSeq names its product Utp9p (gene UTP9). NCBI's taxonomy places the organism in Eukaryota, Fungi, Ascomycota, Pichiomycetes, Serinales, Debaryomycetaceae. Gene Ontology annotation, molecular function: protein binding. The coding region runs from base 1 to 1638 and encodes 545 amino acids. The record is from RefSeq and is a predicted model, not a curated record. Gene Ontology annotation, cellular component: nucleolus. The transcript has a single exon. Gene Ontology annotation, biological process: maturation of SSU-rRNA from tricistronic rRNA transcript (SSU-rRNA, 5.8S rRNA, LSU-rRNA).